This is a messenger RNA of Cryptomeria japonica (Japanese cedar), 3761 nucleotides long. Its product is annotated as acetyl-coenzyme A synthetase, chloroplastic/glyoxysomal. Lineage: Eukaryota; Viridiplantae; Streptophyta; Pinopsida; Cupressales; Cupressaceae. The record is from RefSeq and is a predicted model, not a curated record. The coding region runs from base 1503 to 3410 and encodes 635 amino acids. Gene Ontology annotation, molecular function: acetyl-CoA synthetase activity; AMP binding. The transcript has 21 exons.
GCAGGCAUUAGCGAUAAUUCAAAUAAGUUACUUAAAUAGAGAUUAAAGAAUGGAGAAUUAUUCUUGUUUUUGGAAUGGUAGUGGAGGAUGAGUUCAGAAAGUUAAAAUAUGUGCAUAAUUUGAAAAGGCAUAUUUCUUUUUUUAGUGUCCAAAAAUUUAUGAGGAAGUCGGAAAAAUGUCAUUAAAAUAAACUAAAUUAAUCAGAAGAAAAUGUACUGUAUCAAGAGUUGAAUUUCAUCUCAUAUGAUACCUAUGUAGACGAAAUAAAGAGAAAGACGAAAUUGAAGGGAAGACGAAAGUGUUAAUUAUCUAAUGGAGAAUUAGAACAGAUUAACUGCACCUAAAAAGGAAUAUGAAAUAAGAACAUACAUAAAAACAGAAUAAUACUUGGUCAUAAAGCACACAGCCGACACUUAUAUCUAUUUAAGUACAAAAUACCUUGAAUGUGUACAAUCUUGCCAUUUUAUUUGGAAUUGCUGAAACUGAACUCAAAAAUUUUUUUGUGUCAAGAUUAACAGUUAAAAGCUUAAUAUCCAAAAUAAAAUAAAAAAUUCAAAGAAUUAUCUUAGAGAGGGCGGCUCUUGGUCUCAUAGACUGCAUGCUCUUGUGAACGUUGCAAAAUUUGUGUGAUCCGGACGGGGAAUUCAGCGGAAUGGGACGAGACGAUGCUAAUGGGGAUUUCGUCUUUCCUUCCGAGCAAUUCAAAAGUCAGGCCUUGAUAUCUUCUUUCGAUCAAGACUUGAACGCCAAAUAAUCGAAUCACCAACUGGGAACAUUACAGCUCUAUAGCCACGGAUCUCUGCCAAGCUUUGAGAACAUUAAUGAUUUCAUUCAUUAAUAGAGAUCCCAAAUAGAGACCUUAGGAGGACGACAUCCUGGGUUGCUCCUAACUGAGAAAUAUUUCUCAAUAGAGGGUUGGGUCAAUCCAGGUCAAUCGUAGAGGAUAAGAUUGGAAGAUUCAAGAAGCUUCAGUUGUCAUUAUUAAAGGAGGUCGAUCCUGCCACAUUUGUAACGAUUGAUGAUUAUUAUGGUUUACUUCAACACUUCCAGAAUUCUCUGCAAAUAUGGGAUUGACACAGGAUGACACCCUUGUGAAGGUUGUUUGGACAUAGCCCCAGUCAGCCAUUAGUGAUUACAGACUAGCUGGGUCAGCGAAUAUUAUACAGCAGCAGUGUGGGCGGCAUUUUCAAGGAGAAGGCUUGAACAUCUCAAGAAUUUUGCAGGGUCUCUGACUAUUGGUUAUUGCUGUAGUCUUUUUGAAGGACAGCGCUACACUCUCAGUCAGCUAUAUUGCCCACUGCGUGGUCCAAUCCUCAGUCUGAUUGCUGGCAGCAUUGAUUCACAGUGUUACCAGACCCUGACUUCUGUGAUCUGCCUUAAAGGGUAUUGCUGUUAACAAAGGAAUGUCAGCCUGGGCGAGAAUUUGUUAGAGUCGAUCUUCCGCUGUAACCUGCACACAACUGUGGCCAAAAAUUCCCAAGUAUUGUGACUUGUAUCGUGCUAUGUACAAUAGAUCUAUCCAGGAUCCAGCUGGUUUUUGGGCUGAUAUUGCAUCUCAAUUUCACUGGAAUGCUAAAUGGGACUCAAAAAUUUGCUCUCAGAAUUUUGAUGUGCGCAAUGGACAAAUAAAAGUUGAGUGGUUCAAAGGUGGAGUUACAAACAUAUGCUAUAAUGCAUUAGACAGAAAUAUUAAGGCCGGAAAAGGAAAUGACAUUGCAAUUUAUUGGGAGGGAAAUGACCCUGGUUGUGAUGAAUGUUUAACCUAUAAUGAACUGCAUAUGAAGGUUUGCCAGCUUUCCAACUACUUGAAAGAUGUCGGUGUCAAGAAAGGAGAUGCAGUGGCAAUUUAUUUGCCCAUGUUAACAGAACUGCCAAUAGCAAUGCUGGCCUGUGCUCGCAUUGGUGCCAUUCAUUCGGUUGUAUUUUCUGGAUAUUCAGCUGAUUCCCUUGCUCAACGAAUUGUAGACUGCAAACCUAAAGCAGUCCUAACCUGCAAUUCUGUUAAACGGGGUGCAAAAAUAAUCGAUCUGAAAAAAACAGUUGAUGAUGCUCUGGAAGAAGCAUCCAAAAAUGGAGUUUAUGUAGGUGUUUGUUUAACAUAUGCAAAAGAGUUUGCAUUAAACAAAGAAAAGACACCAUGGAAGAAAGGAAGAGAUGUGUGGUGGCAGGAAGCAGUUUCAAACUACUCAACGACAUGUGAAGUUGAAUGGGUUGAUGCGGAAGAUCCACUUUUUCUUUUAUAUACAAGUGGUAGCACAGGGAAGCCAAAGGGCGUUCUGCACACUACUGGUGGGUACAUGGUUUACUCGGCCACAACCUUCAAAUAUGCUUUUGAUUACAAGCCAAGCGAUGUAUACUGGUGUACAGCCGAUUGUGGAUGGAUCACUGGACAUAGCUAUGUAACAUACGGUCCUCUUCUAAAUGGAGCAACGAUUGUGAUUUAUGAAGGAGUACCAGACUACCCUAAUCCAGGACGAUGUUGGGAAAUUGUUGACAAAUACAAAGUUACAAUUUUCUACACUGCACCAACAUUAGUGCGUUCUCUUAUGCGAUUUGGAGAUGAGUAUGUUCAAUGUCAUUCACGAAAAUCAUUGCGAGUUUUGGGAAGUGUUGGAGAGCCCAUUAAUCCAGCAGCAUGGAGGUGGUUUUACAACAUUGUUGGAGAUGGUCGUUGUCCUAUAUCUGACACUUGGUGGCAAACUGAGACCGGUGGUUUCAUGAUUACCCCUAUACCAGGUGCUUGGCCACAGAAGCCUGGUUCGGCAACUCUUCCUUUCUUUGGUGUUGAGCCUGCUGUUGUAGAUAAAAAUGGAGUUGAAAUUAAAGGAGAAUGCAGUGGCCAUUUGUGCAUAAAGAAGUCAUGGCCUGGUUGUUUCAGAACUCUUUAUGGUGAUCAUGAAAGAUAUGAAACAGCAUACUUUAAACCCUUUAAAGGUUAUUACUUCAGUGGUGAUGGGUGUAACAGGGACAAAGAUGGUUACUAUUGGUUAACUGGACGUUUGGAUGAUGUUAUCAAUGUCAGUGGGCAUCGUAUUGGUACAGCAGAGAUAGAAUCUGCUCUUGUUUCACAUGUACACUGUGCUGAAGCAGCUGUGGUUGGGGUAGAGGAUGAGGUUAAAGGUCAAAGUAUUUACGCUUUUGUGACAUUGGUUGAAGGUGUUCAAUCUAGCAAUGAGCUUUGUGAAAGGCUUAAAUCAACUGUUCGAAAUCAGGUUGGAGCUUUUGCUAUUCCAGAUACAAUACACUGGGCUCCGGAUCUACCCAAGACUAGAAGUGGAAAAAUUAUGAGAAGAAUACUGCGAAAGAUUGCUUCAAGGCAAUUGGGUGAACUUGGUGAUACCAGCACACUAGCAGACCCAGGUGUAGUUGACCAGUUGAUUGGUGGUUUGAAGAAAAUUUCAAAAUUGUGAUACGACUAUGUUCUCUUUCUUUUGGUGCAUGUGAUCCAAAUUCAAAUUUUGUUUUUGACACAUUUGUCCUGAUUAUAGUGGUUUUCAGCAAAAUUAAAAAAUUGAAUCCAACUUCAUUCUCUUUCUUUUGAUGUAUAUGUUUAUUUGUUCACAGAUAUUACCUCUCUUGUAAUUUUUUUAUGCUUUUGAGAGUAAUCUUUAUAAUUAGAAGUAGAACCUGCAUGAACUCCAUGUAGAAUGGUUUUGGCAGCAUUAGUUUUUGCUGUAGAUCCCAUUUAUUCGAUCAGUUUAAUAACUGUUUUUAUGGGUCAUAGAUUCAUCUGUAUGCAAGAUGUACAUUUUUUCCAUUAA